GGAGCUGACCUUGAGGAUUCGAUGAAGAUGGGGAUCAUUCCCCGGAUAGUUCAGGACAUCUUCAAUCACAUCUAUGGGAUGGACGAAAACCUUGAAUUCCACAUCAAGGUCUCCUACUUCGAAAUCUACAUGGAUAAAAUACGUGACUUGCUAGAUGUGACGAAGACAAACCUGGCGGUGCAUGAGGAUAAGAACAGAGUUUCGUACGUCAAGGUAAGAAAUAAUAGAUAUUAG
This is a messenger RNA of Priapulus caudatus, 234 nucleotides long. Its product is annotated as kinesin heavy chain isoform 5C-like. Lineage: Eukaryota; Metazoa; Priapulida; Priapulimorpha; Priapulimorphida; Priapulidae. The record is from RefSeq and is a predicted model, not a curated record. Gene Ontology annotation, biological process: microtubule-based movement. Gene Ontology annotation, molecular function: ATP binding; microtubule binding; microtubule motor activity.